Molecule: messenger RNA, 6727 nt
Organism: Podarcis raffonei (Aeolian wall lizard)
Lineage: Eukaryota; Metazoa; Chordata; Lepidosauria; Squamata; Lacertidae
Gene: ADAM22
Product: ADAM metallopeptidase domain 22
Exons: 32
Coding region: 319-3234 (971 amino acids)
Biological process (GO): proteolysis
Cellular component (GO): postsynaptic density membrane
Molecular function (GO): metalloendopeptidase activity
Source: RefSeq, a predicted model, not a curated record
GCGUGUGGGGAGCGAGGGGCGGAGCUGGGAAGCCUCUGAGCUACAGCAAGCCGCCCAAUGCAGUAGAAGCUCGCCGAGCGAACGGAAGCCCGUCCAGCACAAUGCAGCACUGAGGCAGCGGAGGCGGCAUUGGCGAGGAGGAGGACGCGCGCCUCUCUCGCUCGCCAGGAGAAGGAGACCCCGGGAGCGGGGGGCGCCUUUCCUCUCCCCCUCCAUGCCAGCCGCCGUGUGACCCGCGCUUAUUGCGGGCAGGAGGGGGGAAGGAGGAGGAGGAGGAAGGACGCGCCUCCCUCCUUCCCACCCGACCGAGACCCAGCCAUGCAGCCAGCGACUUCUCUGCUCUCCUUGACGCUUUGUGCCUUCGGGAUGCUCUCCGGAGCCGGCUCCAGCCGCGCAGGAGACGCCUUGUUGACAGAGAUGGAGCGAAGGGACGGGGAUCGCUUUAUGGAGAGGCAAAAUAUCGUCCCUUUCCGGCUGAUCUAUAGCACGGACGGUGGCAACGAAACUCAACACGACGUGCUCAACACCCGCAUCGGCGGCGGCGGCGGCAGCUUCGGUGGGAAGCAGUCCACUCAUAUUGCCCGAGCCAGCUUCCAAGUUGAUGCCUUUGGAUCUUCUUUCAUCCUGGAUGUAGAGCUAAACCAUGAUCUGCUGUCUUCAGAAUACCUCGAGAGGCACAUUGAACACGGCGGAAAGAUGGUGGAAGUAAAAGGCGGGGAGCACUGUUAUUACCAAGGUCACAUCCGAGGGAAUCCAGAAUCGUUUGUUGCUCUGUCAACCUGCCAUGGACUUCACGGCAUGUUCUAUGAUGGAAAUCACACAUAUCUUAUUGAGCCGGAAGACAACUACACUUCGCAAGAGGAAUUCCAUUUACACUCUGUUUACAAAUCCAGAUUAUUUGAAUUUCCUUUGGAUGAUCUUCCAUCUGAAUUCUGGCACAUGAACACCACGUCACAGAAGUUCGUUGUGAAACCGAGACACAAAAGAAGAAAAAGGCAGGUUCAUCAGAGCCCGUAUAAAGUUGAAGAGGAAACUAAAUAUGUUGAGCUAAUGAUCGUAAAUGACCAUCUAAUGCUGAAAAAGCACCGAUUAUCAGUCGGCCACACAAACAGCUUUGCAAAAUCAGUAGUGAACAUGGCAGAUUUAAUUUACAAAGAACAGCUCAACACCAGGAUAGUCUUGGUUGCCAUGGAAACCUGGGGUACUGAUAACAAGUUCACCAUAUCUGAAAACCCACUGGUGACCCUGCGUGAGUUUAUGAAAUAUAGGAGGGAUUUUAUCAAAGAGAAAAGUGAUGCAGUUCACCUUUUUUCGGGGAGUCAGUUUCAGAGCAGUCGCAGCGGGGCAGCCUACAUUGGUGGUAUUUGUUCGCUUCUGAAAGGUGGUGGUGUAAACGAAUUUGGAAAGCCGGAUUUAAUGUCAAUAACGUUGGCACAGUCCUUAGCUCACAAUCUUGGCAUUUUCUCAGACAAAAGAAAAUUGCAGAGUGGUGAGUGUAAGUGUGAGGACACAUGGUCUGGCUGCAUAAUGGGAGAUACUGGCUAUUACCUUCCAACCAAGUUCUCCAAAUGCGACGUUGAGGAGUACCACGAAUUUUUAAAUAAUGGAGGUGGAGCCUGCCUAUACAACAAGCCUUCCAAGCUUCUCGAUCCUCCAGAAUGUGGCAAUGGCUUUGUUGAAGCUGGAGAAGAAUGUGACUGUGGUACUGCGACUGAAUGUCGUGCUGAAGGUGGAGAUUGCUGUAAUUCCUGUAGUCUAACGGCUAACUCUGAAUGCAGUAAUGGGCUUUGCUGUAAAAAAUGUCAGUUUGAAGCCAAAGGAAUUGUAUGCAGAGAAGCUGUGAAUGAUUGCGAUAUUGCAGAGAGUUGCACAGGAGACUCUAAUCAGUGCUCUCCAAAUCUGCACAAAAUGGAUGGGUAUUCAUGCGAUAACGAAGAGGGCCUUUGUUUUGGAGGACGAUGUAAAACAAGAGACAGGCAGUGUAAAUAUAUCUGGGGAGAAAAUGUGACGGUCGCUGAUAACUAUUGCUACGAGAGGUUGAAUAUAGAAGGAACUGAGAAAGGCAACUGUGGCAGAGACAAAGAUACUUGGACACAGUGCAAGAAUGAGGAUGUUCUUUGUGGAUAUCUCUUGUGCUCUAAUAUUGUUUCUAUCACCCCGAGACUUGGGGAACUCGAUGGCGAAGUCACAUCGACUUCUCUUCAGGCUGUGGACAAGUCCUUUGUUUGCAGCGGGGGUCAUGUCAAGCUAGAGGAAGAUGCAGACCUUGGCUAUGUAGAAGAUGGGACACCUUGUGGCCAAGGAAGGAUAUGUUGGGAGCACAGAUGCCUUUCUGCAGAAUCCUUUAACUUCAGCUCCUGUCCAGGAAGUACAGAAGGCACCAUCUGUUCAGGGCACGGAGUGUGCAGUAAUGAAAUACAGUGUAUCUGUGAAGGGCUGUGGACUGGUGCGGACUGUGCCAAACCCAUCAUGAAACCAAGAAAUGAUGAUUUUAUGCCCAACCCAGGUGUCACUAGCACAAAUAUUAUUAUAGGUGCUAUCGCUGGUACAAUUUUAGUGUUGGCUCUGAUUAUGGGCAUAACUGCAUGGGGUUACAAAAACUAUCGAAGACAGAGACAAAUCCCUCAGGGAGAUUAUGUAAAAAAGCCUGGUGAGGCCGACUCCUUUUAUAGCGACAUGCCGCCUGGAGUCAGCACAAACUCUGCAUCUAGUUCUAAGAAGAGGUCUGCUUUUCUGUCGCAUUUUCAGAUUUCUACCUGUUCCAUCACACAUUAUUCCAUUAGUCAGAACCUUUCAUUGUUUUGCAGCAGGUCAAACGGAUUAUCUCAUUCAUGGAGUGAAAGAAUCCAAGAUGCAAAGAACCUUUCGGACAUCUGUCAGAAUGGGCGACCCAGGAGUAACUCAUGGCAAGGUAAUAUAGGCGGCAACAGGAAGAAAGUCAAAGGCAAAAGAUUUAGGCCACGGUCUAAUUCCACCGACAGAGCAUCCCAUGCUUCUGAGCCUGGGCUUUCCCACACCAACCAAAUCCCACCCCAAGGCAUAAGCCACAGGGGUUCUCACCACCCCCAGACAAGGGAUCGGGAUCACAGGACCCUUUCCCCUGCAAAGUCCCCUUCGUCAUCUACUGGCUCCAUUGCCUCCAGCAGAAAAUACCCAUACCCGAUGCCUCCACUUCCUGAUGAGGAGAAAAAGGCCAACAGAGCAAGUGCCAGGCUAUGGGAGACUUCCAUUUAGUUCCACUGUCUACCUGAGCUGAUACCAGAACUGUUUACUUCAGAUUUUAUACAAACUCAGCAUUGCUGAGUCGCUGAACAUUCAUCUGCUAAGUGGACAAUUUGAAGGGCAGAGAUGCUGACCAGCAUGGAGCGAACAAGUUCCCUGAAGAAGGAAACGGCAAUUUUCUGCAGCGGAUUAGGAUUUUAAUUACAAGUAAAGAGCAACCAAACCAUAUACAUACCCCAUUUACCUGGGAUACAUGGAACUGAAAAUAUAAAAGAGUAUUCCGCAUGAUGACAGAUAAUAUGUAGAUGCGCAAAUGAAACUAAUUGGGAGUCUCAAAUGUGGGUUUUUCUCUGGUCUAACAUAAUCCCAAAUAACUUUAAACAAACAAACAAACAAAAACAAAAAGAAUUCAGAAUUUGAUAUGUAAACAUUUAUGCUGUGUGCAUGAAUUCCUCCGUUCACCACCUUCCAUGUGUAAGGGACUAGUCAUUAUACUUUAGUAAAACUAGCAUGCAGAAGUAAGAAAUGUUUUUUCCGCAAGUGGGAUCUGAAGAGGCAAACAUUAUGACAUAAGCAGCCAACAACAACAAAAAUGCUUUUUUAGUUUUUAUUACUUUUUGUGAUUAUAUUCUAAGUAGAAACUCAUACGUGUGUAAAAAGUUGUAAAAUACCAACAAUGCAAUUAUAUAAUGUGAAGUUUUCUUGUUUUGCUUGAAGAACACUCAUGAGUGAACAUGACAUGUCAAAGAAUCUUAAGGGCCAAAGUAGGCGUGGCAUGGAAGGAGGACCAUGGGCCAGUGGAAGAGCACAUGGUUUGUAUGAAAAAGGUUCCAGGUUCAUUCAGAAUCGUCUCCAAGCAGGACUGAAAAAGUCAUCCUUGGAGAAGGGCUUUCAGUCAUCGUAGACAACAGUGAGCUAGAUGGACCAGGGGUCUGAUUCGAAAUAAGACAGCUUCCAAUAUAUAUUUUUAAAUCUAAUAGCAGCUGCAAGGGAGAGGGAUGGUUCUGUAGUGCUGGGGGAGGAUUUUUCAAUCUUUUCCCCAACUGUGCUGUUUCCCCCUCAAAAACCGCCCCUCUCUAGCUGCUAUGCCAAAGCUCAGGUGCUAACCUGAAGGGUCUAGAAUGCCUUCCUGGAUCCACAGAAAACAGUGGUUCACUGCAACACAUGUUAUUCUCCUUCCCAAUGAAAUAAAUGGGACUUUAACAGAGCACUCAUAAAAAUCAAUGGCGUCACAAUCAGGGACCACAACAGUGAAUGUGAUGGUGGUCAGAAUGGCACAUUUGCUGUAUAUAUUACAUUUUUCCCCUGAACUUCAGCUAUCCAGAGCUCCUAAGUUAUUUGGCUUCACCAAUUUAUCCUAUGUGCUGAUAUAAUACUAUGUAAAUAAUGCACUUCUUGGCCAAAUAAGAGCCAUUAACUGAACGGUUUGGUUAAGUUACCAGAGGCCAUCCAUCCACAUGGUGUUGCAUAAUACAUGUAUGGAGGAAUCUCUGUUCCUACACCGUGCAAUAUGCACUAUCGGUAUACUAUGUUGUUAUUGGCUAUAUACAUUCAUCGAUGUUCCUGAACUGAGUUAGUUAUGAAAGAUUUUGCAAAGUUGUGUGUUUGUUUUUUUUAAAAAAUCAAAUAUAGGGAAUCUUGUCAAGGUGACACAAUAUUGCCAGUAUAGAUUUUUAUAUAGGAGCUGUUAUUCUGACUUACUAAGCACAGGGCUGGGGAAAAAAUUUGUGGCCCUCCAGAUGUUGGGACUCCAAUUCUCUUCAGCUUCUGCUAGCAUGGCUAAUCACCAGGAAUGAUGGGAGUUGUAGUCUGGCAACAUCUGGAAGGACACAGGUUCCCCAUUCUGUGAUGUAACAUUGCAGGUGAUGGUCAUAUGCAAAAAGGAAAGGGAGAGGAAUCUUCAAAGGCAUUUGCAAAAUAAUGUUUUUUGUGUAUUUUUUUUAAAUUAACAAUAUGUUCCAGUCAGUAUGUUCCCGUACUCUUGUUAAUUGCAUUCCAAAACAACUGUGAGGUAAAAUGAUAAAAAUGAAUAAGCACCUUAUUAUAGGUCUGUGGUGUGUAUUGUAGCUCUCAAGGUAUGUAUUAGGCAAGAUUUUAUAUAUGAUGCUUUGUUAGUAUCAGAAGUUGCAACAUAUACAUGUUGGGACCAGAGAUGUUUAAUUCUGAUCUUUUCCCCCAGUGAUUCCAACAUGCUUUUUCCCUAGCAGCAACUAGAGAAGAGAUUUUCGGAAACCACUGCCUUGCAGAACCCAGAAUAAAGUGAUACCCACAUGCAUGGCAAGGAAUUAAUGGGCUGUUGAAAAAUCUCUAUUUAAAGCAUUCUUUGGCAAGGGCAUCAUCUGAUCUUUUGACAGUAUUUGAAUGGAAACAGCUUCUAAAUUUCUAAAUUUCAUACUUGUUUCACACAAUUCUUUGGUACAUAUGUUGCCAUGUGUGGCCUUCCUUCAUUUAACUCAGGUAUAGAGCACCUGUGAACCCUCCAGAUGUUGUUGGACUCUCAAUUCCAUCAGCCCCACUGAGCCUAGUCACUGGUUGGGUUGGUGGGACCUGUAGCCCAACAUCUGGAGAGCCACAGGUUCACCUGUCCCUGAUGUAACUGGACUUACUUUAAGAAAUUCCACUUAGUUGAAAAUGUUGGUUCUAUGCGAAUAUAAAGUACAUUUAAGAAUGUCUCCAAUUGUAAAAUAUGUAAGACUUUUAAAGUGUUAUAUUUAUAAGACUCUGCCAGUUAUAUUUAUACAACACUGGCCUUGCAGUCAUAAAUAAUCCCUAUAAGAAGCAUAAAGUUGGGUAAGUAUUUUGAUUUGUAAUAAAUAGGAAAGGAAAGUUAAAAGAGAGAGAGAGCAAAUUCCCACCUGAGAAAAUGUCUAAAGGAUUGUACAGUAUAUGUAAAAGUAUAAUUUUGGAAAUAUAUAAUGUCAGCCAGAGACUGGAGGGUGAAAGCUAAGUUAACAUCUUGUGCCAUUAGACUUGGGGAAACUUGAUUGAAAACCUGGCUGCCUUUCCCUUGGUUUCAAUGGAUUUUGAAGCAACUUCUGGAACACAACCUACCCUCAGGUUAAAGGAAGGUUAAAAUAAAAAGGCCACCUCCAUAUUAAUUAUAGAGAAUACACACACACACACAGAGCUUUUUGAUCCUCAGUAUCUGAAACAUUUAGAUGUAUAUCAUGUGCCUUUUUGGAUCUUUUUCUGUUUUGGUACAAACCUAAGCAUCAUUUAAAAAAGACUAAUUAAGUUUUUUUUAAAAAAAAAUCCUCCUCCAUCUUUUAUUUUCAGGUUAUUAGGAAGAGUGAAGUUUUGGUUUUUUGCCAGACAGAGCUGAAUGUAAUGUAGUGUUAGUUGAGGCAACUUCAGAACAUUCAUUGAGAAUACACCCUUGUCUGCAAUUAAUGGCAUACACUGUUACCUACCAUUGUUUUGACCAUUACUAAUAUUUGUAAAUAUUCACCCAUUCAGUAAUCUUAAUGUAAAGUUAAAAUAUAAUUUUAAUAAAUCUUGGCUUUUA